AGUUUGUCCUCUCAAUGUGCCCGUACGAGGCCUAGCUACAGAGCUAACCAAUCAAUGCAAAGCGAAAACAAACCCUAAAUUCGUUAAGGAAAGCAAAAGUUUAAUAAAUAAAUGUUUUUCGAUCAUAGUUCGUGUACUAGCACACAAGGUGAAUCCGGAGAGCAUCGCAAAACUUUGUGUUUGAAGAUACAAUGGCUUUAGUUUCAGCAGACACCAAAAUCGCAGAGUUGCUGAAUGAGCUGCAUCAGCUCAUAAAGCAAACUCAGGAAGAGCGAUCAAGAAGUGAGCACAACCUUCUCAACAUCCAGAAAACACAUGAAAGGAUGCAGACAGAAAAUAAAACUUCUCCAUAUUAUAGGACAAAGCUGAGGGGUCUUUACACUACAGCUAAAGCUGAUGCAGAGGCUGAAUGUGGUAUACUUCGUCUGGCACUUGACAAGAUUGCCGAAAUUAAAUCCCUUUUGGAGGAGAGACGGAUUGCUGCCAGGAUGGCAGGAGUGUACAGUGACACCGACCCACCGAGAAAGACCAUGCGCAGAGGUGUCCUGAUGACCCUGUUACAACAGUCGGCCAUGACCCUUCCUCUCUGGAUUGGCAAACCUGGCGAGAGUCCACCACCACUGUGUGGCGCUAUACCAGCAAGCAGUGACUAUGUGGCUAAGCAGGGGGACAAGGUGGCGGCACGUGUGAAGGCCGUGGAUGGUGAUGAACAGUGGAUUCUUGCGGAAGUCGUCAGCUACAAUCACUCCACCAACAAGUAUGAAGUGGAUGACAUUGAUGAAGAGGGUAAAGAGAGACACACGUUGAGUCGGAGAAGAAUCAUUCCUCUCCCACAGUGGAAAGCAAACCCAGAGACCGACCCAGAGGCUCUGUUCAGUAAAGAUCAGCUGGUGCUAGCCCUCUAUCCACAGACCACCUGCUUUUACAGAGCUCUGAUCCACACGCCGCCACAUCGGCCCCAGGAUGACUACUCCGUUCUGUUUGAGGAUACAUCUUACGCCGAUGGCUAUUCUCCACCUCUCAACGUCGCCCAGCGAUAUGUAGUGGCCUGCAAAGAGAACAAAAAGAAGUGACAGAAAUAUGCAAUAAUGGGACAUUAUUUGCAAAAACACUCUGCAUGAUUGUUGUGAUUAAAAACAGGAUAUUGAGCAUCCAUUCUGUUUUUAUGUGCUUUUCCCACACUUUUUCUGUUAUCGUGUAUAUACUGUUGGUAUAUUUUAUACUGCAUCUUUUGUAUGAUGUUUUUGUGGAUCUGGAUGCAAAGAGACCAACUGCAAGUGAAUUGUGCUAAAGUAAUAAACCCUUUACAUGUGAAUGAAAGGCACACAAA
Ctenopharyngodon idella (grass carp) is the source of this 1330-nucleotide messenger RNA. It is a transcript of the gene sgf29, whose product is annotated as SAGA complex associated factor 29. The record is from RefSeq and is a predicted model, not a curated record. Gene Ontology annotation, cellular component: SAGA complex. The coding region runs from base 192 to 1073 and encodes 293 amino acids. The transcript is spliced from 10 exons. NCBI's taxonomy places the organism in Eukaryota, Metazoa, Chordata, Actinopteri, Cypriniformes, Xenocyprididae.